Carassius auratus (goldfish) is the source of this 1614-nucleotide messenger RNA. RefSeq names its product mucin-5AC-like. The record is from RefSeq and is a predicted model, not a curated record. The transcript has 6 exons. Lineage: Eukaryota; Metazoa; Chordata; Actinopteri; Cypriniformes; Cyprinidae. The annotation marks the transcript as partial. Gene Ontology annotation, molecular function: protein binding.
AUGGCAUCAACACCUACCACUCUAUCAACAAUUGCACCAUCAUCUACCACUCCAUCAACAACAACUGCACCAACAACAACCACUCAAUCAACAACUGCACCAGCCAUUACAUCGACAGCGCCAACAUCUACCACUCCAUCAACAACUACAACUGCACCAAAAUCCACCACUCUAUCAACAACUGCACCAACAUCCAGCAUUCUACCAACAACUGCACCAACAUCUACACCAACAACAACUGCACCAACAACAACUUUACCAACAUCUAUCACUCUAUCAACAACAAGUGCACCAACAUCCACCGCUCUACCAACAACUUCUGCACCAACAUCCACCACUCUAUCAACAACAACUGCACCAACAUCCACAACUCUAUCAACAACUGCACCAACAUCCACUACUCUAUCAACAACAACUGCACCAACAUCCACCACUCUAUCAACAACAACUGCACCAACAUCUACCACUCCAUCAACAUCCACCACUCUACCAACAACUUCUGCACCAACAUCCACCACUCUAUCAACAACAACUGCACCAACAUCCGCCACUCUAUCAACAACUGCACCAACAACCACCACUCUAUCAACAACAACUACACCAACAUCCACCACUCUACCAACAACAACUGCACCAACAUCCACCACUUUAUCAACAACAACUGCACCAAUAUCCACCACUCUAUCAACAACUGCACCAACAUCCACCACUCUAUCAACAACAACUGCACCAACAUCCGCCACUCUAUCAACAACUGCACCAACAUCCACCACUCUAUCAACAACAACUGCACCAACAUCCACAACUCUAUCAACAACAACUGCACCGACAUCUAGCACUCUACCAACAACUUCUGCACCAACAUCCACCACUCUAUCAACAACAACUGCACCAACAUCCACCACUCUAUCAACAACUGCACCAACAUCCACCACUCUAACAACAACUGCACCAACAUCUAGCACUCUACCAACAACUUCUGCACCAACAACAACUGCACCAACAACAACUGUACCAACAUCUGUCACUCUAUCAACAACAAGUGCACCAACAUCCACCGCUCUACCAACAACUUCUGCACCAACAUCCACCACUCUAUCAACCACUCUACCAACAACUUCUGCACCAACAACAACUGCACCAACAACAACUGUACCAACAUCUGUCACUUUAUCAACAACAAGUGCACCAACAUCCACCGCUCUACCAACAACUUCUGCACCAACAUCCACCACUCUAUCAACAACAACUUCACCAACAUCCACAACUCUAUCAACAACUGCACCAACAUCCACCACUCUAUCAACAACAACUGCACCAACAUCCACCACUCUAUCAACAACAACUGCACCAACAUCCACCACUCUAUCAACAACUUCUGCACCAACAUCCACCACUCUAUCAACAACAACUGCACCAACAUCCACCACUCUAUCAACAACACCUGCACCAACAUCUAGCACUCUACCAACAAAUCCUGCACCAACAUCCACCACUCUAUCAACAACAACUGCACCAACAUCCACAACUCUAUCAACAACAACUGCACCGACAUCUAGCACUCUACCAACAACUUCUGCACCAACAUCCACCACUCUAUCAACAACAACUGCA